CCCCUCCCCAACAGACAGUGUUACAUUAACCCACCACAGGGACGGCGUGAGCGCCUCCUGCAGCUAUGCCAAUAGGAAGCCCGCAAUGCGAACAAGAUGAAUGAUGAGAGGCAAAAUAAUUCCACCUCCUGCAUCAGGGUGAAGAUCCCCUCUGUCCACGUGGAACUCAAACCUGGUGACCUGAUUGAGAUCUUCCGCUCAUGCUACCAGCACUGGGCCAUCUACGUUGGUGAUGGCAAAGUCGUCCAUCUGGCUCCUCCUUGUGAGCACCCCAUGGACGGCGUUGCCAGCGUCCUGGCUGCCCUGUCCGACAGAGCCUACGUGAAGAAGGACCGGCUGGAGGUCGUGGUGCGCAAGGACCGCUACCGCGUGAACAACAAGCAUGAUGAAACACACCCUCCGCUGCCCGUCUCCAAGAUCUCCCAAGGUGAGCACCCCAUGGACGGCGUUGCCAGCGUCCUGGCUGCCCUGUCCGACAGAGCCUACGUGAAGAAGGACCGGCUGGAGGUCGUGGUGCGCAAGGACCGCUACCGCGUGAACAACAAGCAUGAUGAAACACACCCUCCGCUGCCCGUCUCCAAGAUCGUCCGGCGGGCCAAGCGGCUGGUGGGGACGGGGACGCCCUUCAAACCCACAAGCAGCUGCAUGCCAGUGCUAGAUAAGGGAUACCUGUAUAAACAGCCUCCACCCAGUGACGGCUUCAUCUCAGAUGUGAAUGGAAUAACCACCGCUAACUCUCUUCCCUCUGCCAACGGCAUGGCAGAGGUGAGGAAAGAUCGCCUCCAAGAUGUGGUGAGGAACUGCAACUAUUGGGUCAACAACAAGUAUGAUGAGAGGCAGAAGCCUUUUGCAGUGAAGGAAAUCAUAAAGCGGGCAAUCAAAAGGGUUGGGGAGAAAAUGAGAUAUGAAGUCUUCUCUCAGAACUGUGAACACUUUGUUACCGAGGUGCGCUACAACAAAGCAAUGUGCGACCAG
Messenger RNA from Pelodiscus sinensis (Chinese soft-shelled turtle), 975 nucleotides. NCBI's taxonomy places the organism in Eukaryota, Metazoa, Chordata, Testudines, Trionychidae. The record is from RefSeq and is a predicted model, not a curated record.